AUGUUCGGGGCUCUGAAUCGCUUCAUUGCUCGUCUCGACGGAGAGCCCGUGUCAAGGCCAGGAGAGCAAGGACCUUCCGACAGCUCGUACGGUUUCCAGGUCUUGAAGAACACGAACAAGGACCUGCACCUGGAGCCGUGGUUCGACUUUAUCAUUGGGAUCAAUGGCCAUCUCAUAGACUCUCCCGACCCAAAUCUGUUCGCGCAGGAGGUCCGCAACUGCGCCGGUUCAUACUGCUCAUUAGACCUGUGGAGUGCAAAGGGUCAAAGAACACAUACUCUCACGGUCCCGGUGCCGCCUGAUGGCUCAUUAGGCCUCAGUCUCCAGCUCGCACCGCUCAACUCUACACAUAACAUCUGGCAUGUCCUGACGAUCCCGUCCCCUCUCUCUCCAGCUCACCAGGCCGGCCUCCUCCCACACAGCGACUACAUUCUUGGCUCGCCGAGCGGUACGCUGAAGGGAGAAGCAGCUUUGGGCGAACUGGUCGAAGAUCACCUCAACAGAAGUCUAGUGCUAUGGGUCUACAACUCGGAAUUUGAUGUGGUAAGAGAAGUCGAACUGGUGCCCCGAAGAGGAUGGGGUGGUGAAGGUGCGCUCGGCGCUGUGCUUGGAUUUGGCGCGCUACAUCGCCUCCCAAUAGGACUGGGCGAGGAAGUUCAAGCGCCAGGAGAGAAUCUAUUUGACGCGGACACUGGACACGUUGCAGACUCUUCGAAUACCUUCCAGCCAGCCCCUGCCCAAGAUCUCCCUCCGCCACCGAUGGUCAACCCGAACAUACCGCCACCGCCGAUGAUGAACCCUAACGCAGCACCUCCGACAGGACCAGCUCCUUCUCGAGUAAAGAAGGGAAGACAUCACGGUGCCAUUUCCCCAAGAGGUGGAUUCGAAGAUAUGUUUGCCGAAGGGGCCAAGAAGAGCGCGGAGCAGGACUAUGUGUCGUCUCGAAAGGGUACACCUGUCGCGCCUCCACCAAGGACGGGUUCUGCUGGAGUGACGCCACAGUCGACUGGCCAGGAACACUCUGAUCCACUAGAGCAGGCGGGCGAGGAAUUAGGCGAGCCAGGUGAGGCUGAGGAGACUUGA
Exophiala spinifera is the source of this 1083-nucleotide messenger RNA. RefSeq lists its product as uncharacterized. The coding region runs from base 1 to 1083 and encodes 360 amino acids. Gene Ontology annotation, molecular function: protein binding. Gene Ontology annotation, biological process: Golgi organization. The transcript has 3 exons. The record is from RefSeq and is a predicted model, not a curated record. Gene Ontology annotation, cellular component: Golgi apparatus. NCBI's taxonomy places the organism in Eukaryota, Fungi, Ascomycota, Eurotiomycetes, Chaetothyriales, Herpotrichiellaceae.